Molecule: messenger RNA, 323 nt
Organism: Rhinichthys klamathensis goyatoka
Lineage: Eukaryota; Metazoa; Chordata; Actinopteri; Cypriniformes; Leuciscidae
Product: protein RD3
Exons: 1
Source: RefSeq, a predicted model, not a curated record
UCAAAAUUCUUUACCAUUUCAGAUGUUCCUCUGGUUAUCAGUGUUCUCCAAGGAACCCCAGGUUCCCGGUCAGCGUUCGCCUGAGGAACUGGUAACUAAGAUGCUGCUGUUCGAGUUGGGCUCUUUGGUGAAGCGCGCUGAGCGUCUCCGCCAGGAGAGGGCGACGGAGAGCCGCAGGCGAAGCUCCUGUGUGGAUUACAGCUGGCUGGCUACAGGUCCACCGAAGUCCUCCUACUACGAGAUUCCACCUGGCGCGAUAAUGGAGCUCCAGGACCUGUGUGCCAAGAGAUCCCUCCCUCCCAAUGCGGUCCCCUCAUUCUCAG